Messenger RNA from Xiphophorus couchianus (Monterrey platyfish), 3939 nucleotides. RefSeq names its product proline rich 35 (gene prr35). Lineage: Eukaryota; Metazoa; Chordata; Actinopteri; Cyprinodontiformes; Poeciliidae. The record is from RefSeq and is a predicted model, not a curated record. The transcript is spliced from 2 exons. Bases 1370 to 3568 code for a protein of 732 amino acids.
UUGGUGGAAAAUGAAGCAGAUGAAGCAGAAAUGAUUCAAUUCAGGAAGUACAGUUAAAAAGUCGGGUCUUGAAUCUGCGCUUAGAGCAACAUUUUCUGCAGCUCUCAGGUUCUCUGGCAGACCGUUUCACAAACUGGGCCAUGAUACUGGAGAGAAGCCUCACCAUCAGUGUGAGCUCUGGCUCUUGGACCUGUUAGUAGUCCGGUGCCAGAGAACCUCAGGGCCUACAGGGGUUCAUAAGGUAACAGCAGUUCUGCAAGAUAAGAUGGUGCAAGACCAUUAAGAAUUUUAAAAACCAGUAAAAGAAUCUCAAACUCAAUCUUGAGACGUACUGGGAGCCAAUGCAAGGAUCUUAAGACCAGUGAUGUGAGCCUGUCUUGGCUAGCAGUCGAGCCGCAGAGUUUAGUUUAGUGGAAUCUAAACUAAAUGCUAUAGCAACAUAGCAUUAAGGAGAAACUAAUGCUAAAGCGCAUUGAUGCUAUAUUACAUCAAUGUAAUAUUAUAAUGCUCAAUUGCUACAUCAACACACUAUUUAGUGGAAACUAAUGCUAAAGCACUAAAUGUAAGUAGCUUUAAGCAGAAGCUAAAAUGAAAGCUAAAGCAAUACGUCAACAUAGCAUGCUAAACUGCUAUAUCAAUGUAGCUUUAGCAGUAAUGCUAAAGCGUUAUAGCAACAGUCUUAAACACCACUCUUAACAUCCUUUAAUACAGUGGAAACCGUCUUAACGCUACAGCAGAAGCUAACAUGUAUUAUCUUCUUAAUCUCUGGGGUUUUAGUGUCAGUAUUGCUUACUAAGUAGCAUUGUUGCUAAGUUUUUCAGCUUCCAAAGCUGCUACACGUUUAAAUCUGUUGUCCAAAAAUUGUGCAAAUAAUUUGGAGUUCUGCAGAAAAUCCUGGGAAACCGUUAACUGGAAAUGGGUGGUGUCCGCUGUAUCCCUAUGUUUUCAUACAAACAAUGACAUCACCACUGAAUUCAUCCAGUACUUAAAGAAUUGUUAACAGUUAAUAACCAAAACUUCAACACAAGUAUUGAAAUUUAGCUCUCUUGUAGUUUACAAACGAGUUGAGUAAAUUAUCACUUUAGAAUUUGUCUGGAAAAAAUCCAUUUAGGGGAAGCUAAGUGUGCUAAACGUUUCCCAAUUUCAGCUAAGCUAACAAUUAGCAGAUUAGCUGGUAGUGCCCACCACUGUCUUAAUUUCACUUAAAAUCUUAUCUUGCUAAGAGUUUCUCUUUGUUUGCUUCACAGGAGUGGCUGAAAGUUUAACAAGAUGUUCUUCAUCUCACAAGAUUGAAGGAAAAUCUGCAUCAAAUGAAACAAAGUUCCCAGAAUAACUUUUAUUGCACCUGCGCUUGAAAUAACCUUCAAUCAUGUCAAAGGAUGAAGCUUGCAAAGUUACGUCUGCCGGCAAACACAAAGAGCGAAAACCGAAGAAGCCGCACUACAUCCCGCGACCAUGGGGCAAACCCUACAACUAUAAAUGCUUUCAGUGUCCCUUCACCUGCAUGGAGAAAUCCCACCUGUACAACCAUAUGAAGUACAGCCUCUGCAAGAACUCACUGUCUCUGCUCAUAGAGUCGGACUGGCCUUACAAGAAGGGCAACAUCCUGCACCCAGACCAGCUGCGGCCCUUCCAGCAAGCGCACGGCCUGCACGCUGCAGGGAAGGAUGAACUAGAGCAGGUAAUCUGCAGCCAGGAGAAGCAGAGCCAACGGAGGUCUGAGGAGGAGGACGGUGAGGGCAGAGAGACUCAGGGAGCGGAGGAUGAGGAAGAGGGAGGGCGAGAGGAGCGCCCAGAAAUCAGCGGAUCGGCCAAAGCUGGUUCCAACAACGGCAGAGGAGAGUCUCCAGAUACCGCAACCAAAAGGAGCAAACAGCCAGAGUCAGAGCUGCUGAUGGCCGACAUGCUUUCUCUGGAAGAUCAGCUGCUGCGAGCUCGCUCCGCAGAGGUGGAGGCCCAGCUCAGGCACUACAAGCUACCGAAGACAUGCCUAGCAAGUCCUGGGCUUCUGUCGGAGCAGUGGCGGCUGUUUGCAUCCAGCCACUCAAAGGCUAAAGCAGAAGGCGCGCAGCAGCGAGUGAGCGGUUCAAUUCCCUGCUACUCUCCUCCGACCAACCUGGUGGACUACCAGGACCCCGGCGGACUCAACCUGUCAGUGCUGGGCGUUGGCUAUCCCAUCAGCCCCAGCUGGCUCUCCUACAUGAACUCAGCCAUUCCGACGGGGGCGUCCAGCGUCGCCGCUCAGACCCACGCGCAGUUCACACAGCUUCCCUUCCUGGCAUCGGCUGCUCAGCUGGUGCACCCGGCAUCCAGCACGCAAACAGACCGAGCGCUCAUCCCCCCUCACCUCUACUACCCCUUCCUGUGUGAGCACACCUUCGGACCAGCGAGCGCUCAGAGUGAUGCUGGCAAAUCUCUAAAGACGCCAUCAAGCAGCGUAGAUUCAAGCGCUUUAUCUGGUUUCCAGCCUAAAGUCGGUUUGUGGAAGGUUCCUGCUUUGAGGCCGGGAAACACGGCGUCCCCUGCUGGUUGGGUGUCGCCUCAGAGAGACUCACCUGACCAAGGCUACAGAGGCGGGGAGAAGAUCCAAGCUACAGCCAAGGAAGGCAAAGUGAUCUGUGGCCUCAAGAGGGCUGGAGGUCCGAUUAGAGGUCCUGAGUCCCCGGUGGAGAAGAAGCAAGCCAUGGGCUUCACUUUGGACCUUCUGAGGAACAUUCAGACUGGGUCCGCUGACAAACAUCUCCUACAAAUAAGUUUACAGGAUUCACAGCUUCAGAGCCGGCCUGGUGACAACUGGUACAACAAGACUCCCAUCAGUCCCAGCAGGGAAGCGGCCUUUUUGUCAGCUGGGGCCAACAGCCAAGACGCGGCUGCCUCCGGCGCCAUCGAAGAUGGAGCAUCAGAGUCGGUGGCCGCUCUCCUCACCGAUCUCUCCAAGGCUCUACAGCAGUACCAGGAGGCCGAGCGGAAGAUCUCCCACCUCGAGAAGGAGGACCUUCCCGCCCAGCGACCACUGUGGGAGCACCUGAACAAAAUCCGCAGCGAGCUCUCCCACAUCCACCAGGAGCUGGAGCGCACGGCCGGCCAGAGCGACGGACCUCUAGACCUGUCGGUGAAGAAGGAGUCAACGGACUCACCAGGCGAGCAAACUGUUCGAGAAGACGGCAGCCUUAGAGCCAGCGCCAUGGAGACGGAAGAGGAGGACGAGGAGGCGGAGGAGGAGAAGAGCGAAAAAGAAGAGGAGGACGAGAGCGAGGGGAAGCUGAUUAGGGCGUCGCUGGAGAAGCGUAAGCAGUCGCUGGACAUGCUGAUCAAGAUGAGCCAGGUGUCGGUCGUGAACACCGAGGUUCUGCCGCCAGGCGGUGUCGGUUUGAGGUCGGCUGAGGCGCUGUGGCCCAGCAGAACCACGAAGUGUGAAGCAGAUUCCAGCGUCUUGCUCUGCCCCGACGGCCGAUCCGUCGUGUUUACCGACAUCCCGACCUCCGUCAAACCUCCGAAGAGACCGUCGUCCAUCCAGCGACUGGAGGCCCAGUGUCCGCCGAGUCCCUUAACGCCCCCCGACAGCUAAGCUUCAGCAUUCGCACCUUACAAGACCAAGAGAAUGAAAAUGUCCUGUUUGUUUCUCUAAUCUGAAGAGAAAUCAAAUUGUUUCCGUCGAACCUCAACAAUUGAGUCCAUUGAGAAUCAUGCAGAGAGACAAUCUUGUGACCAAGUGUGUAAAAUAAUGUAAAUGCAAUAAAUGUAAUUAGUGGAAAAGGUUUUAAAGGGAAAACGCUGUUCUACGAUGUUCUGUUUGGCUGCUUCAUUAAAUUUGAUUAAUAUAAUGUAUUAUACACUGUAUAAACCAUGAGAGUCAUUGUUUUCAAACUCAAGACAAAAAUAAAAAUAUUAAAUAGAUAGAUUUUCUUUCCCCCAUAAAAAAGUCCCAAGCCAUUAUCU